Molecule: messenger RNA, 510 nt
Organism: Ilyonectria robusta
Lineage: Eukaryota; Fungi; Ascomycota; Sordariomycetes; Hypocreales; Nectriaceae
Exons: 4
Coding region: 1-510 (169 amino acids)
Source: RefSeq, a predicted model, not a curated record
AUGGGUAACCCGUUGGGGAAGUCGCUGAGGGAAUCCACGCAAGACACGAGGCAUGGAGGCACGAGCCGUGAGGGGGAAAGCACACAUGUGCUGGGCACUGGGUGCACUACAAGUGGACAGGCGGGAAGUAGGGAAGUAAGGAAGGAGACCUGGGGUCCGCGGCAACGGGGACGCCCAUUCCGCCCAACGGUCGGCAGCAAUAGACGUCUAGCGCAGGCCGUUGCGCCUAAGAUACCUUGGUACCGCUGGGAUCAGGUAUCACCCGAAACCAGGCCCAUCCCAUCUUCCGUCGUGCCUCCUGCAAGAGGCACAGCACAACGCCCGCCCCCCGAAGCGUCGAAACGCGCACGCACCGCUUCCCAAGAUUGCGACGUGCAUCCCACUGGCGCUCGGCGAGUUGACGACACUAAACCUCGACGACUCCACGGCACCUCACGGACUCCACGGCACUCGAUUUCGACAGCACGUCAAGCGGGCGUUGGCCCCCGGCCCGUGGCCCCUGUCCCUUGA